UUCUGAAACCAGAACAAGCCGAGAACUUUUUCACCAAGCCCUGUGAGUCAAAGCUUUUCAACAUUGCUUUCAGGAAGAAUAAUCUGCGACUGAAAAGGAAACGUGUUGCUGUUGGUGAACUGUAUAAGAAGCUUGUGAGAUUUCCAUUUGAAAGGGGAGUUGUCCUCGUACCCAUGCUUCAUACAAUUGAGCACUGAGCAAAAGAAUGUACGCUUUAGUAGUGUGGUUGGAAAAUGGAAUUGAGGUAGAGGGAGUCAUUCCAAUUUCCUGGGUGGACUUCAUAGAAAAUGUGAUAUAUUGGCCACCUGGAGUGGACGCAAAACCCUACAUAGAAAAACUCAGCACGCCACUAAUAACUUCCUGGAGAUCCUUUCCGUUGAAGAAAGUUAAACAUAAGUCUGAACAGAAGUCUGAAUGUGAUGAUUAUACUUUCACAACAACUCAAGAGACAGAUUCAGAGGAGGAGGAUCUGAAACGGAAGCCAAAGAAGAAGAGCUUUCAAGAUUAUGUAACUGGUUCAGAAACAUCAGAUGCUUGUGCUACAGGCGGUACCAAAACUGGAGAUUCUGAACAUGAGAAAUCCAAUUCUGACACAUCAGUUGCUUGUGCUACAGGAGUAACUUAUACUGGAGGCUCUGAAUAUAAGAAAUCUGGAACAUUGCCAAUACCACCAAAUAAGAAAAAAAGUACAUCACAAGCAGUUAUAAGUCCAGGAACAAAUCUGGCCUCCAAAAGUCAACUUUCUGGUCUGUCCCAGACUAAAACUUCUACAAGUCCCUGA
Messenger RNA from Dreissena polymorpha, 781 nucleotides. RefSeq lists its product as uncharacterized. The coding region runs from base 206 to 781 and encodes 191 amino acids. Lineage: Eukaryota; Metazoa; Mollusca; Bivalvia; Myida; Dreissenidae. The record is from RefSeq and is a predicted model, not a curated record. The transcript has 6 exons.